UUUGUGCGAGAAAGUUGUGCGUUUAACAAAAUCAAAAAAUGAAAGGUUUAAAAUUUAUAAAAACAAUUUUUGGUGACAAAAAAGAAAUAAUUUGUGUUACAUUUGACGGAGAUAACAAUUACCAAUUGUUCCUAGAUGAAGUUCGUAAAAGCUACAGUUUAAGAGAUGUUAAUGUAGACGUACUCUCUAAAGGUUUCAAAAUAAACCCAAGCCAUUUUUCGGAUUUUGUUAAACAGUUUAUUGGAUCUACUGAUUUUGUUCUAGACAUUAAGCUAUCAAGUGUUGACGUUUGUGUAUCCAAUACGGACUCUGCAUUUGAAAGUGAAUCUAUAGAUUCGCCAUCAGCAGAACAUUUCGCAGCUGCUCAUCAAGCAAUAUCCUGCAUUGGAGAAGAGACAUUUUUAAAUUCCUCCCAAGACAUAAUUGUUUUGACCAGUGUGGACAAUUUGCAAAGUCUUCCAUCAAAGCAGACUCAAAGCUUGCACUUUCCUUAA
Messenger RNA from Musca domestica (house fly), 494 nucleotides. RefSeq lists its product as uncharacterized. Bases 39 to 494 code for a protein of 151 amino acids. NCBI's taxonomy places the organism in Eukaryota, Metazoa, Arthropoda, Insecta, Diptera, Muscidae. The transcript is spliced from 4 exons. The record is from RefSeq and is a predicted model, not a curated record.